CUGUCUGACACCACUCCAGUCCAGAUGAGAGGAUGAGAGACUAGCUAGCGAAGCUAAGCUUACAGGCAGAUUGCACACAUCAACAUACAGGCCCGGUUGACCCAGUUCACGCCUGGCUCUACCACCCUGUCCUAGCCUAGCGAGUGACCAUGGUUAUUUGCAAAUUUUUUUUGCAAGGGUACUGUAAAUUUGGGGAUAAGUGCUGGAAUGAACAUACUCGAAACGCAGACCACCACAGUUACAAUAGGAAUGUGCCAUUCAGCAACAGGGGAGGCAAGGGUGGUUUCGGGGGAGGAGGAAGCAGUGUAUAUGGUGGAGGGGGAUAUGGUGGUGGAAGCUCAAAUUAUGGAGGUGGGGGUUACAGUGGAGGAGGAUACAGCAGAGGAGGAUAUAGCGGAGGAUACAGCGGAAGCAGUAAUUUUAGAGGGGGUUACAAAGGCGAAUUUAAUUCCUCUACAUCACAAAGUUUUGGCCAGAAAAGCUCAUUUGGGUCCUCAAAUCGCUAUUCUGUGCUAGACCAACAGGGAACUGGAGAAGAAAUGUUGACUCCAACUGAAAUGUUAGAUUUUAUUAAGAAAGAUGUUGAAGAAUGGGUUCAGGGGAAUAUGUGGCCUUUUUCUUGCUAUAAAGCAACCAAAGCUCAUGCAAAUUUUCCAGGUUUUGAAGACACAUCAUUUGAGGAGUUCAGGCAUGAAGCUUACCUAGCAGUAAAAAACAACACUUAUGAACAAUAUAAAAAAGUAUUUGCUGACUUAGGAAAUACAGUGGCUCAGAAAAGAAAUGAAUUAAUGCAACCCUCACAAGAUACAAAAGCAGGUCUGAUUGAAAUUUGUACGGUAAUCUACGCUCCUAGUCCUAUAUCUUCGUCGUCAUUCAGUUCAUCAAGUGGAACGUCUAGUUUUGGAUCUAGUGGAGGUACAUCUAGCACAUUUGGCUCUAGUGCUACCAAUCUAUUGACUGGAGGACUCCACCAAAAAGGUCCUACUUGGAAGCCCUAUAUAAUUUUUGUUCAGCCUUAUUUUGGUGCCUUCUCAGUUCGGCGCCUCUGA
Messenger RNA from Anneissia japonica, 1049 nucleotides. Its product is annotated as nucleoporin NUP42-like. The record is from RefSeq and is a predicted model, not a curated record. Bases 150 to 1049 code for a protein of 299 amino acids. Lineage: Eukaryota; Metazoa; Echinodermata; Crinoidea; Comatulida; Comatulidae. The transcript is spliced from 7 exons. Gene Ontology annotation, molecular function: metal ion binding.